AUGAGCGCGCCGUACACCUGCGUGCCCCUCUUGCCCCACUUCGGCGCAGAGGUUCGGGGCUUCUCUCUAGACGGUCAUGAGCCGCUGCCGGCAGACCUCGUGCAGAGGAUCAAGGAGGACAUGAAACUUCACCGAGUUUUGGUCUUCAAAGGCCAGGGCCGACUCAGUGGAGCAAGACAGGUGCAGAUUUCGCAACAGCUGGGCACUAUUGAGAGCACUUUCUACAAGCAUCCGCGGAGCCCACAUCCAGACAUCUUCCGUGUUUCAAACGACGAACGGGAAGGUUGCUUAGGAGUGGGGACAUCGGGAUGGCAUUUGGAUGGUACCUUUCAAACAAAGCCCUUCAAGUACCAGACCAUGCACUUCCACAGCGUUUGUCAGGGUGGCGAGACUUGGUUCGUUCCGCUCAAAGAGUUCUAUGAGAUGCAGGAUGAUGAAACGAAAGCUCGCUGGGACAGAUACUGGAUGGUCACGCGGGAGGGCCUCGCCCAUCCACUCGUUUAUCGUCACCCGGUCAGGGAGGACACGACAAUGAUGUUCCACUGCGGCCCUCACUUCUGCCGUGCCUGGGGCGUGGAUGGAGAUGCAUCAAUGCCGGCAGAGAGGCAACUGCGCAGUAUGCUGCCGCCGAAUGUGGUACAGGAGGAGUUGGGUGAACGGCUGGAUAUCGCCGUCGAGAAGAUUGGUAUCAAGAUGUGUUGGGAGGAGGGGGACUUUGCCAUCAACGACAACCUUGGCAAUUGCCACUAUGCAGCCCCUGGCACGCAGAACCCGAAGAGCAAAGCCGGCCUGAGGAUCUUGCACCGGACAACGAUCGCAGGCGAAGAUGUUCCUUCAAAAGAAGACGGGCGUCGAUCAUUCUACUGUCAGCAUCCGCCGUAG
Messenger RNA from Symbiodinium sp. CCMP2456, 882 nucleotides. Lineage: Eukaryota; Dinophyceae; Suessiales; Symbiodiniaceae. The record is from the annotation of a GenBank genome assembly.